Messenger RNA from Columba livia (rock pigeon), 1786 nucleotides. Its product is annotated as cytochrome b5. The transcript has 5 exons. Gene Ontology annotation, cellular component: endoplasmic reticulum membrane; intracellular membrane-bounded organelle. NCBI's taxonomy places the organism in Eukaryota, Metazoa, Chordata, Aves, Columbiformes, Columbidae. The record is from RefSeq and is a predicted model, not a curated record. Bases 303 to 719 code for a protein of 138 amino acids. Gene Ontology annotation, molecular function: heme binding.
ACGUGGAGGGCACAGCUUACGCCCACAGCGCGGAGAGAGGGCAGAGCAAUGAGGCUGCCGAUUCGCCCCACAAGUCCCGCCCCCGCGGAGCCACCUCGGUUACCAGCCUGACGCCUUCUUUGAAAGGCGUUCCGCUUCGCCAAUGAGAAACCGGCAAGAAGGCGGAGGGCGGGCGGAGCGGAGGGGGCGGUGGCUGGUGGCGAUAGGCUUGCGGGCGGGCUGCAGUCGGCGUGCGCGGGGGGCUAUAGCCUGUUGCGAAGCCGGUGGGGUGGGAGCUGUGGUGCUGUCGUGCUGUGGGGGACAUGGUGGGCUCCAGCGAGGCCGGGGGUGAGUCGUGGCGGGGCCGGUACUACCGGUUGGAGGAGGUGCAGAAGCAUAACACCAGCCAGAGCGCCUGGAUCAUCAUCCACCACCGCAUCUACGAUAUCACUAAGUUUCUGGAUGAGCACCCAGGUGGUGAAGAAGUCCUAAGGGAGCAAGCUGGGGGAGACGCUACUGAGAACUUUGAAGAUGUUGGCCAUUCCACAGAUGCAAGGGCACUGUCAGAAACCUUUAUUAUUGGGGAACUUCAUCCGGAUGAUAGAGCGAAGCUGCAGAAACCAUCAGAAACUCUUAUUACGACGGUUCAGUCUCAGUCCAGUUCGUGGUCCAACUGGGUGAUCCCAGCAAUAGCAGCAAUCAUCGUGGCCAUGAUGUAUCGUUCGUACAUGUCAGACUAAGCGCCUUGCUGAGAACUAAUGCAAGAAGAGACUGAUCUAGAUAUAAGCAAUCUUAACCCAAUAUGUUUCCAGACAAAAAGCCUGAUGUCUGAAGAAAAAUUCAACUUUUUCUGAAAACUGAACAAUUCUAUUCUGCUGUGCACUUUUCUUAAUGUUGCCUUCUUAUUUGCUGUUCCAAAGUGAUAAAAAGGCACCAUUUCUCUUUUUGUAUAACAAUUUUAUUCCCUAAUGAAUUACUUGAUAACUGUAUUGGUUUCUGUGUUAGAAUAUUGUUUUGUAUGUAACACUGAUUCUGGUUAUUUUUCUUUGAUCUGUAAUGGAGUCCAUAGGACUCUCUUUACAUAUAAAUUUUACAGCUUUAAAUGACUACCAAAAGUGUGUACAUGAAUCUGUCUAUGUAGGCAACUUAAAAAAAUCAUGUUGUCUUCUUAAACGUAGUGUGUUUGAAUGAAAUGCUAAUUAAAUAUAAUGGAAAAAGCUGAGUGGAGUAGUGGGUAUAGGUGUCUCUAAGCAGUUGGGCCCUACUGAUCAGACUAUAGUGAACAGAUUUGUUUGUUUGUUUGUUUGUUUCCCCCCUUUCUUUUCUUGUUGACAUCUGCUCUUAUAGUUUUUGUAGAUACUAGCAAACUGCUCUGUUUGGCUCCCAUUGAAAAAUACAGGCAAAGUACAAAGCCCAACGUUUGGCCCAGUUAUCUCUGUCUCAGCUUUGUGAAAAGUAUCUUUUUUUUUUUCCCAAGAAAGGCAGAAAAAAAGUGCUUUGUAAAUCCCACUACAGGUAAUGUAACUGCUACUAAAUAAUACUGUUCCUGCCAAGCACUCAGGUGACUCUAGAAUUUGUUUUGGAACUUUUAGACUUUUAUAAAAUCUGCAGUUUUGUCAUGUACAUUAUGAGGGAAAAACUGAUGCAUGGAAUCUGUUUCUGACUGUUCUGUGAUGUGCUCCUUGGUGCUUUACUAUGAAGAGAUUACUAUUUUCAUUGCUAAAUACGAGAUAACUGAAAGUUUGCAUUUUGUGGUGAACAUUUUAGUCAUAUGUAAAUGAUCAUGAAUAAAAGUUUAAUUGCCUAC